This is a messenger RNA of Limanda limanda (common dab), 2642 nucleotides long. It is a transcript of the gene pomgnt2, whose product is annotated as protein O-linked mannose N-acetylglucosaminyltransferase 2 (beta 1,4-). NCBI's taxonomy places the organism in Eukaryota, Metazoa, Chordata, Actinopteri, Pleuronectiformes, Pleuronectidae. Gene Ontology annotation, cellular component: endoplasmic reticulum. Bases 164 to 1972 code for a protein of 602 amino acids. Gene Ontology annotation, molecular function: protein O-acetylglucosaminyltransferase activity; protein binding. The transcript is spliced from 2 exons. The record is from RefSeq and is a predicted model, not a curated record. Gene Ontology annotation, biological process: protein O-linked glycosylation via mannose.
UGCUCAGACCCUAACUGCUCCACACCGAGCCGCUGGUGCUGCCUGAAGCAGCUAACACGCACUGACGAAACCACCUUCCACCGACACCUCAGAUGUCUCGUUGCUCCCCUCAAAUGUCAGAGACCAGUUGGAGCCCGGAGGUGGGUCCUCAGCAGCAGCAGUGAUGCGGGCUUCGUUGACAGGCUGCAGGAUGAGCGUGGGUGCGCUACUUAACGGACUGCUGGUCUCAGUGGUCGCAGCUCUGCUUUGGAAGUAUUCCAAGCUAAGUGAACAUGCUGCCCUGCUGGAGGAAGAAUUGCACAUGACACAACAGUCCCAGGAGCUAUCGCAAGCCCACAUCGAUUACCAUGUUGCCCUGCAGGCUCUUCAGGAGCAUGGCACGCACAUGGUCUGCACUGGCAAGAUGCAUACUGACCGCAUUUGCCGCUUUGACUACCUCUGCUACUGCUCUGAGGCAGAGGAGUUUGUAUUCUUCCACUCCAAUUCCUCUGUCAUGUUGCCUAACCUAGGAUCUAGACGUUUCCAACCUGCCCUGCUGGACCUGUCAUCAGUAGAGGAUCACAACACCCAAUACUUCAACUUUUUAGAGCUCCCCGCUGCAGCUUUAAAGUUCAUGCCCAAACCGGUGUUUGUACCAGAUGUGACACUGAUCCUAAACAGGUUUAAUCCGGAUAACCUUAUGCACGUAUUCCACGAUGACCUGCUCCCUGCUUUCUAUACCAUGAAACAGUAUUCAGACUUAGACGAUGAGGCUCGUCUGGUGUUCAUGGAGGGCUGGGGGGAAGGUCCACACUUUGACCUCUACCGACUUCUUAGCGGCAAACAGCCACUACUCAAAGAACAGCUCAAAAACUUUGGCAAGCUUAUGUGUUUUACCAAAUCUUAUGUGGGCUUGUCCAAGAUGACCACUUGGUACCAAUAUGGAUUCGUGCAGCCGCAGGGUCCUAAAGCCAACAUUUUGGUGUCAGGAAACGAGGUUCGGCAGUUUGCCAGGGCCCUGAUGGAGAAAAUGAACAUCACCAGAGCGGAGGAGGUAGAAAAAGAUGGAGGUAAUACAGAAGACGAAAAGGAAAAAGUGAAGAAGGAUGAUUACAUUGUUGUGUUCAGUCGAUCAACAACAAGGCUGAUACUUAAUGAGGCAGAGCUAAUUAUGGCAUUGGCCCAGGAGUUCCAAAUGAGAGUAGUCACAGUAUCCCUGGAGGAACAGUCAUUUCCUAGUAUAAUCCAGGUGAUCAGUGGUGCGUCCAUGUUAGUCAGCAUGCAUGGCGCUCAGCUUAUUACCUCACUGUUCCUCCCCAGAGGAGCUGCUGUGGUGGAACUGUUCCCCUUUGCUGUGAACCCAGAGCAGUACACACCUUAUAAAACCCUUGCCUCCCUUCCAGGCAUGGACCUUCAUUAUAUCUCCUGGAGGAACACCAAGGAGGAAAACACCAUCACCCACCCUGACAGACCCUGGGAGCAAGGAGGUAUUGCUCACUUAGAAAAGGAGGAGAAGGAGCGAAUAUUGGCCAGUAAGGAUGUUCCCAGGCACUUGUGCUGUCGCAACCCAGAGUGGCUUUUCCGGAUCUACCAGGACACGUUGGUGGACAUCCCUUCCUUUCUGGAAGUCCUCAAAGAGGGCAGGAAGACCAAGCCCAGCUUAAAGAAGUCAAAGCCGGCCAGCACAGUCCACCCAGGCCGAGUCAGAGAACCCCAAUGUCAGACCACAGUACAAACCACUAAUGAGGCUAAACUCACAGUAUCCUGGCAGAUCCCAUGGAAUCUAAAAUACCUGAAGGUAAGAGAGGUGAAGUACGAGGUGUGGAUCCAGGAGCAAGGAGAGAACACCUACAUGCCUUACAUCCUUCCACAGCACAACUACACUUUUUCAGAGAACAUUAAGCCUUUCACUACCUACCUGGUGUGGGUCAGAUGCAUCUUCAACAAGAACCUCCUGGGCCCAUUUGCAGAUGUUCUUAUGUGUAGGACCUAACAGAAACACUUUGUCCUUUAGUUGCCGUGCAGUUUCACUCAAAGGUUGAGUCAUGGUUGUUCCAGACAAUCAAUUUAGAGUUGUGAACAUCUUUAAUGAGUUUUGUCCAGAGGAGCUUGGAACAUGUCAUGGCUUGUUGUUGAACUUUUAACAGAGAUGUUUUUCUUGCCCAGCAGAGAGAACACAGGGACUUCUUAAUGAGUUACAAACUAUUUGAAGCAAAGAGAAGGAAAGUGUAUUUCAUGUUCCUACGAAAGCUAUAAAUCAUUUCUCUACUGACAAUACCAGAAUUCAGAUUUAUUUAUGUGCAGAAUAAUAUAUAACAUGUUUUUAGUAAUAGUCAAAACACUGGGUCUUUACCUUUCACAGUAUGCAAUGUAGCUUUUUUGUGGUGAGCAAGAGAGAAGAUACUUUUUUUCAUUGUUCAAUGUCUACUGUAUGUGUGAUACCCGUCUGGCUUAGUUUUCCUAUAUUAUUUAUGUACCUACAGUAUUGUUUGCCGAACUUAGCCAAUACCAAAGCAAAGUUUCCCCUCUCGGUACGCCAAUCAUAUUUGCCAUAUUACUCUCAUGUUAUUGAUCUCUCAUAUAUGCAGUCUCUAACUACAAAGAGCGGUGCAAUAUCAGAAUACUUAAGGGUGUAUUUUGUCAUUAGAGAUACUUUUCUUUAA